This is a messenger RNA of Letharia lupina, 282 nucleotides long. RefSeq lists its product as uncharacterized. Bases 1 to 282 code for a protein of 93 amino acids. The transcript is spliced from 2 exons. The record is from RefSeq and is a predicted model, not a curated record. Lineage: Eukaryota; Fungi; Ascomycota; Lecanoromycetes; Lecanorales; Parmeliaceae.
AUGGAUAUUGCGGAUUCGGGAAUGUUUGGGCCGAAGAAAUGGUACGAGAAGACAAUGCUUCUCUCGUCCGGGAUAUGUGAGAGCAUGGAACCAUUCCAGUUGGUCAGCGCCGGCUUCGAGAUGCUCAACAUCGUCUUGUUGGCGGCUGGUAACGACACCGCAAGCAAGACCGUUCUUGCGGUUGGAGCGCUGAGGCAUUGUGGGAGGAUCGAAACAAGCGCCCACACCCUACGCAUUGUGGCUUUAGAGCCCGGGGGCAACUUUCAAGGUUUCACGCUUUGA